UAACAGAAGAAAUGAAAUAUGAGGAGCCAGAAUGACAAUUUGAAUAGUUCGAUUAUCGGAAUCAUAACUGAAACUCCCCCAAUGUAUGAAGACCAAUCAAUUACUUUGUUCAAUGUACAUAAAGCUUUAUAUUCAGGCGAUCGAUCAGAUUGAUCACUUGAAAAACUUUGCUGAUCCUGACAAGACGCAGUUUGCUUUCGUGAAUUGUUCUCGAUUAGUACAUCAAGAACAUCAGCUGGUACUGCUAGCGGCAACGGUCGGUUGGAAGAGGUCUGAAAAAAAAAACACCAAAAGAUCAAAAUGGCUGCAAUAAGACCCAUAACAAUAAUAACAAUGAAUGCCAGUGGAAAACACCAGCCUGAUCUUCUCGAUGUAGCAACUAAGAGAAAAGAGGCCAUCAGAACUCUUCUGAACGGAGAAAGGCCUCAUCUUAUCCUCUUCCAAAAUUUCAUACCAGACCAGGACUUUCAGGAGGAAUUUCAAAACUAUAAAAAUAUAGGGGAGUCUCCAAAGAGUGCAAGCCAAUUUUAUGACACGCUGAGCUUAUUUUGUCCUUUAAGUUUAUAUUUUAAAAACGGACAAAAAAAAAUAAAAUCUAAAGGUAUGUUUGUCAACGGUGAAUUUGCAGAGAUAAUGUAUUCAGUUAGCGAAUACAUUACGGGAUGCCCUGUCAUAGCUAAACAUCGUUUUUGCAUAUCACAAAUGGCAAACCUUAGAAGAGAUCCUAAACUUCCACCAGCUUUUGUCUGUAUAUCAUGGCAUGGUCCCUAUACACAAGCUAAACUGAAUGAAAAAAAAGAAUUGCUGGAAGGAUUAUUGCAAAUCCUGGACAACUGGUUUAAAAAAUACAACAUUCCAGUAAUUAUGGGCGGUGAUUUCAAUCUGAGUUAUAAAAAAGCAAAAAAACUUAUGUAUUUCUCAAAUAAAGCACACAGCUUAGCUAUAUUAAAAUCAGGGAGAGACGAUAGUACAUUUUAUGUUAUGAACAUAUCCUUCAUUUUUAUGGCACAUGUUCAAACAAUUGAGAAAACAACGUUUAUUGUAAAUAUAAACGAACAUUGCAUCUUCAACCAUUCUCCAGCAAGGCUAAACAUUAUUGACAACACAAUUGAUAUAGGUUCAAUUGAUGGCAUAGAGGAAUGUUUUUCAAGAAUGUUUAGGCCUAAAAAAAGAAAUGGUUUGUUUCUGGUUACAUGCCCAAAAAAUAUUGGGUCGGUAGGUAGGUUUUUUUGUUUUUUUGUUUUUUUUUUUGUUUUUUUGUUUUUUUUCCCUGGCAGUCAACAUCUUCUUAUCUGCCAUGUAACUCAUCGAUAAGGUAUUUUAUCGGUUGUCCUUGUUCUACACACUUUAUUUCUUUGAAUCCCAAUGCACAAUGAGUGCAAGGGUAUACAUUUACUGCAAUCAGGCAUGUUAAUUUCGUCGCCAUUCCGGUCUGGCCAGUGCUAUCCGACAUCCAGUACAUAUAUAUAUGUAGUUUGGGCGGAGCUAUGAAUAUUAAAAAAAAAUUGUGAAAAAGCGAUGCCGUACUGUAUUGUGGUUAGGUUAUUCUCAACUAUAAAACUACGUAGCAAAUGUCUACUCAACUUUUGUCAUAGUUACUGUUCUUGGCCUGAUGUUAGAAAGUGUUAUUAAUCAUGUUCUUUAUUGAUUGAAAUUGUAAAUAAACUGAUCUCGAUCGGAAAAACACUUUUAUAAUGGGUGUUCCAUAUUUAGGUACUGUACCAAUUUAGAUACGGCCCCUUGUGCGUACAUAUAGGCCUUAUUAGAAUAUAACCAUAUAGACGUAUAGCUAAACGUAGAAAGUCCAUUUACGUUGUAUUUCGCAACCCGUAACAUCUUUAUUUAAAAAAAUGCAUUCUAGGUAAAAUAACAAAAUGUCACCGUGA
Molecule: messenger RNA, 1886 nt
Organism: Mya arenaria
Lineage: Eukaryota; Metazoa; Mollusca; Bivalvia; Myida; Myidae
Exons: 3
Coding region: 301-1314 (337 amino acids)
Source: RefSeq, a predicted model, not a curated record